Molecule: messenger RNA, 3219 nt
Organism: Lingula anatina
Lineage: Eukaryota; Metazoa; Brachiopoda; Lingulata; Lingulida; Lingulidae
Molecular function (GO): arylformamidase activity
Source: RefSeq, a predicted model, not a curated record
CACACACACACACACACACACGAAUAUACGUUUAUAGUCUCAUGAACAACGUCUUGUUUUCUUGGUCAAUUUUGGAAUUUUAGUAGGACCAGUGCAUCUGUUUUGCAUCUCUGGCCAAUUGCGCACAAAUUAUUGAAUUUCAAUUUCCCCUUUUGUUAAUGGAUUUGAUUUGUUUUAAGUUCAAUAUUUAUUCAAACCACAUAACGCUUAUCACCGACAAAACCUGGCCAAUUAUAAUACCCUACAGGCCUACACAAUUCGCCUCUUUUUAUUCUACAGAAAAUUAGAAAAAAAAAUUUUUUUCACUUGAAUUACAAUAAAUCUUCAUGACAAAAUGCAUUUCGUAUGCUUACCCAGACUAUGCUGCCGUGACUGGAAUUUGUAAUCACACUUAAUUCAUUCCUUCAAAGCUAUUCAGAUGUUGUACACGAUGAUAGCCAAAUUCCACUGUUGACCUAUAGGGACCUAUAUUUCGAGAUCUUUAUCUGAAAGAUUCAAAUGUCAUCUUUUCCAAUGUGCAAUAUCACCAAGACUAAACUUUUGCAAUACUGUCUUAUUAAAGGGAUAACAACUGUUCGUAUGAUAGGCCUAUCCAUAUUUUACAUUAAAUGCAGUGUAAACAAACAGGCCUACUUAUUGAAAUAUAAUAAAUUCUAUUUUACCACUGUAACGACAGUUGAUGCAAUUAUUCUAGAAUUUGUCCUUGCCUUCACCUCACGUGGCCUCCAUAGAAAGCUACACUCUGUAAUAAUCUCAUAAGAAAACAUUACAAAAACCAAAUAUUUCAGAAAAAAACAGGAACUAACUUUGUCGGAAUGGAUUCAUUAGCCAUUGGUAGGCUAAGUAUGGGGAAUUGUCCUUUACUCCAGGAAAAUCCACAUUUUGGCCAAAGUGAACAGUUGUUAUUCCCUUAAAAAUUGUACAAAAGAACUAGCUGUUUUUAAUUACUCGAGCAAAAUAGUCUUCAGCAUAGAUGUUCAUGUAGGCCUAGAUCUAUAUCAUAAUGUAUUUUUCAUCAGUUAAAAAUGGCGCCGUCGUCUGUUCUAAUGCUGUUGCUAUGCAACUACAUUGUACAUGCGUACUGGAGUCCUGCCGCCCAUGAGAUCAUAGACAUGACGUAUGCAGUGUCAGAGGACAGUUUAGUCUGGCCGGGGCGAGAGAGAGAUGGGUUUCGAUACAAACGUAUCUACAGGGGUCCAGUGGAUUUUGGAGCUGGGUGGCUUGAGGACAAUGACAUUUGCCGACCAGAACAUCAAAGCACCCACAUGGACGCGCCUGCGCACUUUGCUCGCGGAAAAUGGCACGUGCAAGACAUUCCACCUCAUAGGUUUUUCGGUACAGCGAUCAAAGUCGACAUAUCUGCCAAAGCAGACAUCAAUCCCAACUCCAACCUUGAGGUGGAAGAUCUGAUGAACUGGGAAAGGAUCAACGGCAAAAUACCAGACGGUGCCAUUUUGUUUGUUUUCACUGGUUGGGGAAAAUAUAUCAACAAUCGCACUGCAUUCUUUGGUUAUAACGGCACGGGUAAUGCAAGAGACAGUGACGGAAACUCCCGUCUUAAUUUCCCCGCAGUUGCUGAAAGCGCCGCCAAAUGGCUAGCAGAAAACAGGAGAAUCUCAGCCGUUGGAAUUGACAGUCCUUCGAUAGGGCCAAGUAAGACUGCUUUGGCGCAUCUUCCUCUAAGCAAAAACAACAUCUACAUGGCAGAAGUCGUGGCAAAUUUGGAUAAACUUCCACCCAAGGGGUAUUCAGUGGCCAUGCUGCCUGUUAAAAUAAAGGACGGCAGUGGUGGCCCCUUGCGGAUCAUUGCAUUCAAAACUGUCCAAAUUUCUCCCGACCCGGCUGACGUAAUUGACCUUACGUACCCCCUUGAUAACAACACGGUGACGUGGCCAGGUAGUGCUAGUUUUGAACUACUAGUGAGACGUAGAGGUUAUACCAGACUGGGCAACAAUACUGUAUGGCUCGAGUCCAACGACUUUUGUAGCCCGGAGCAUAUUGGGACUCAUCUGGAUGCGCCUGCGCACUUCAUCAAAGGUUCAUGGCGAAUCCAUCAGAUUCCGGCCCACACCCUCAUUGGUCCGGCCAUUCGAGUGGAUAUUUCCAAAAAAGCCGCAAACAACCCGGACGCCGUGUUGACUGUUAAAGACCUCCGUGAUUGGGAAUAUGAGAACGGUCGGAUACCGGACAAUGCCAUGGUAUUUUUGUACAGUGGAUGGGGGAAAUACGUGAACAAUUAUGAGAAGUACUUCGGAACUACUAACCGCACCCAUUGGAAAAAUGAUCAAGGACAGGCUCUCGUUCAUUUCCCCGGUUUCUCAGGAGAGGCAGCUGAGUGGUUGGUAAACAAUCGAAAAAUCAUCGGAGUCGGAACUGACGCACGUAGUGUUGAUGCAGGGCAGACGACAUCUCUCCCGGCCCACGUGGCUUUUCUCGGCGCCAAGCUUCUCGCGCUAGAGAGCGUGGCCAAUCUCGACAAGCUGCCACCAACCGGAUACACUGCAUUUGUCUUCCAUAUGGUUCAUGUUGACGGGAGUGGAGCGCCAACGAGGCUGGUUGCCGUGAAAAACUCGGCAAUAUCGCUCAAAUAUCAUAAUAUUGUCAAAAAGAUGUAUGCGAGAAAAUAUUCAAGAAAAUAUUCCAGAAGGUUUGGGUUUUAAGCUUGAUUCUGCCACAUUCGCUUUCGCCUAAUUAUAUGGAAACUGGCAGUGUCACAUAUUGACCUAAUCCUCGUUACGAAAGUGCUACUUCUUCAAUUCUGCUAACUGAUUAAGACCUCUAACAUACUUUUCAGUUGUAAAAUUGAUUUGUAUUUAUGACAUAUGUAUUACUAGAAGGAGACAGGUGUUGGGUUUUGCUUCAUUGACUUUAUAUCAUAUAUCGAAGAAACAUUUUACAAAUUAUAUAAAUUAACCAUUGGUUACAGGUGUUGGGUUUUACUACAUUGACUUCAUAUCAUAUACAUCUAUGAACAUCUGUAUAUCUAUGUUUUAGAAGUUGCAGCUUUUAUUUCUCCUUUACAUCAAUAUUACUCGGUUUAUUAUAGUGAAAUCAAGAUAUCUAAAUUAACCAUUGGUUCGAUGUUUCCGGACCCUACGCGGUGACAUUCAUUAGCUUAAUUUAACCUAGAGUUUUGCUCCAGUUGAAAGCAAUCUUGUUUUUUCAAAAUAAAUACGUAAACUAAAAACACACUGACAGUCUUACAAAAUAUUAAUAAAA